Oreochromis niloticus (Nile tilapia) is the source of this 2055-nucleotide messenger RNA. It is a transcript of the gene uap1l1, whose product is annotated as UDP-N-acetylglucosamine pyrophosphorylase 1 like 1. The transcript has 9 exons. Gene Ontology annotation, molecular function: UDP-N-acetylglucosamine diphosphorylase activity. The record is from RefSeq and is a predicted model, not a curated record. NCBI's taxonomy places the organism in Eukaryota, Metazoa, Chordata, Actinopteri, Cichliformes, Cichlidae. Gene Ontology annotation, biological process: UDP-N-acetylglucosamine biosynthetic process. The coding region runs from base 275 to 1780 and encodes 501 amino acids.
GUGAAUUUGCUGUCGUGGCCUCUGGUCUCGUGGCGUGGUCAGACUGACAGGAAGCACUACACACGUUUUGACUUCUGUAAACAUGGAAGUGCAUAAAGACGCUUUUGACUUGCCUUCUACAGUGUAUCCUGUAUGACAGGAUCCCUGAGAGCUGCAGUCACGAGUUUUUCCUGACAUUCAGUCAUUUCCUCCGGAGCAGCGUGUUUCUGCUGCCUGAUCGGAGGAGGAAGUUGAAUAUGUAUUGAUCUAAAAUUGUUUCGGACUAAAACGCAAAAUGCCUUCUUUCGAGCAAGUAAAGCAGAGUUUGGAGAGCGCAGGGCAGGCGCACGUCCUGCAGUUUUGGCCGGAGCUGUGUGAGGAGGAGAGGGACGUUUUCCUGGAGGAGCUGGCUCAGCUGGACCUGAAAGGGCUGAAGGAUCACUGUGAAGCGGCCGCGAAGGCUGCAGCCUCCCCGCCUGACAGUUUGGAUCAGCACAUAGAGCCGAUCCCCCCUGAGUUCAUCGGCAGCGUGAAGAAAAGUGGGAGAGACUCUCUAGAAGAGUGGGAAAGACGAGGGCUGCUGGAAAUCUCGGAGAACUGUGUUGGAGUCCUGCUCUUGGCUGGUGGUCAGGGGACCCGUCUUGGUGUUCAGUACCCUAAAGGAAUGUACAAUGUUGGGCUGCCGAGUGGCAAAACUUUGUAUCAGAUCCAGGCAGAACGCAUUCGCAAAAUCCAAGAGCUUGCAGACAGCAAACAUGGCUCUAAAUGCACUGUUCCAUGGUACAUAAUGACCAGUGAAUUCACUCUGGGUCCCACUGAGACUUUUUUUAAGGAGAACAACUAUUUUGGACUGGAACCAACAAACAUCAUUAUGUUUGAGCAAAGAAUGAUUCCAGCUGUGACAUUUGAUGGAAAAGUCAUCUUGAAGGAUAAAGGGAAGAUAGCCAUGGCACCAGAUGGUAAUGGAGGUCUGUACCAGGCACUGGUGGACAAUAAGGUGCUGGAGGACAUGAAGAAAAGGGGAGUAAAGUACCUGCAUGUGUACUGCGUGGACAACAUUCUGGUCAAGAUGGCCGAUCCUGUGUUUAUUGGCUUCUGUGUGAGCAAGGGCGCUGACUGUGGGGCCAAGGUGGUGGAGAAGGCGUACCCUACAGAGCCGGUCGGUGUGGUUUGCAGAGUACGAGGGGUAUCCCAGGUGGUCGAGUACAGUGAGGUCCAGCCACAGACGGCUGAACUGCGAGGACCUGGAGGAGAGUUGGUUUACAGUGCUGGAAAUAUCUGCAAUCAUUGCUUUACCAGGAGCUUCCUGCAGGAUGUGGCAGAGAAAUAUAAAGACCAGCUGAAGCAACAUGUUGCCUUAAAGAAAGUGCCCUUUGUUGACGCACAAGGCGUUCAAGUCAAACCAUCCAAAUCCAAUGGCAUAAAGAUGGAGAAGUUUGUUUUUGAUGUCUUCCCAUUCUCAAGGAACUUUGUUGCGUUUGAGGUUGUCAGGGAGGAUGAGUUUUCCCCCCUGAAAAAUGCAGAUGGCUCAGUCACAGACAACCCGACCACAGCCAGAAACUCUCUGCUGGCUCAACACUGCCGCUGGGCCACAUCUGCUGGAGCCACACUGUUGGAUGAAUAUGGGAAUCCUCUUCCUCUUCCCAGCGUGUCAGCUGAUGACAGUCCUCCGGCUCAAUGUGAGAUUUCACCGCUUGUCUCGUACUUUGGAGAGGGUCUGGAGCAGCUGCUGAAAGGGAGGACAAUUCAUACUCCCUUUGUUCUGGAUGAAAAGCAGGCCAAAAAGUUGCAAGCCCAAUAGCUUUUUUUUUUUUGUCAUUUAGAGAGUUUUUUGACAUUCCAACACAGUGGAUUGCAGCUUAGAGGUGUGUGCCAGGACUGCAGCAAAGACUGCUCAGUUUUUGUUUGUUUUUUUUGUUUUUGUUUUGUUUUUUUAAAUUUUGAAUUGUAUGAAAUUAUGAUCAUAUCCAAAUGUCACUUUGAUAACCUACAAUGUGAUGUCGUUUCCUGGGGGGGAGAAUUUCUAAAAGAAAAAAGAAAUUGAUCUACAAAAAAUAAAAGAAUAUCAAAAAUAAA